AUGACUGAGCUGAAGGCAAAGGGUCCCCGGGCUCCCCACGUGGCGGGCGGCCCGCCCUCCCCCGAGGUCGGAUCCCCACUGCUGUGUCGCCCAGCCGCAGGUCCGUUCCCGGGGAGCCAGACCUCGGACACCUUGCCUGAAGUUUCGGCCAUACCUAUCUCCCUGGACGGGCUACUCUUCCCUCGGCCCUGCCAGGGACAGGACCCCUCCAACGAAAAGACGCAGGACCAGCAGUCGCUGUCGGACGUGGAGGGCGCAUAUUCCAGAGCUGAAGCUACAAGGGGUGCUGGAGGCAGCAGUUCUAGUCCCCCAGAAAAGGACAGCGGACUGCUGGACAGUGUCUUGGACACUCUGUUGGCGCCCUCAGGUCCCGGGCAGAGCCAACCCAGCCCUCCCGCCUGCGAGGUCACCAGCUCUUGGUGCCUGUUUGGCCCCGAACUUCCCGAAGAUCCACCGGCUGCCCCCGCCACCCAGGGGGUGUUGUCCCCGCUCAUGAGCCGGUCCGGGUGCAAGGCUGGAGACAGCUCCGGGACGGCAGCUGCCCAUAAAGUGCUGCCCCGGGGCCUGUCACCAUCCCGGCAGCUGCUGCUCCCGGCCUCUGGGAGCCCUCAUUGGUCCGGGGCCCCAGUGAAGCCGUCUCCGCAGCCCGCUGCGGUGGAGGUUGAGGAGGAGGAUGGCUCUGAGUCCGAGGAGUCUGCGGGUCCGCUUCUGAAGGGCAAACCUCGGGCUCUGGGUGGCGCGGCGGCUGGAGGAGGAACCGCGGUUGUCCCGCCGGGGGCGGCAGCAGGAGGCGUCGCCCUGGUCCCCAAGGAAGAUUCCCGCUUCUCAGCGCCCAGGGUCGCCCUGGUGGAGCAGGACGCGCCGAUGGCGCCCCGGCGCUCCCCGCUGGCCACCACGAUGAUGGAUUUCAUCCACGUGCCUAUCCUGCCUCUCAAUCACGCCUUAUUGGCAGCCCGCACUCGGCAGCUGCUGGAAGACGAAAGUUACGACGGCGGGGCCGGGGCUGUCAGCGCCUUUGCCCCGCCGCGGAGUUCACCCUCUGCCUCGUCCACCCCGGUCGCUGUAGGCGACUUCCCCGACUGCGCGUACCCGCCCGACGCCGAGCCCAAGGACGACGCGUACCCUCUCUAUAGCGACUUCCAGCCGCCCGCUCUAAAGAUAAAGGAGGAGGAGGAAGGCGCGGAGGCCUCCGCGCGCUCCCCGCGUUCCUACCUUGUGGCCGGUGCCAACCCCGCAGCCUUCCCGGAUUUCCCGUUGGGGCCACCGCCCCCGCUGCCGCCGCGAGCGCCCCCAUCCAGACCCGGGGAAGCGGCGGUGACGGCCGCACCCGCCAGUGCCUCAGUCUCGUCCGCGUCCUCCUCGGGGUCGACCCUGGAGUGCAUCCUGUACAAAGCGGAGGGCGCGCCGCCCCAGCAGGGCCCGUUCGCGCCGCCGCCCUGCAAGGCGCCGGGCGCGAGCGGCUGCCUGCUCCCGCGGGACGGCCUGCCCUCCACCUCCGCCUCUGCCGCCGCCGCCGGGGCGGCCCCCGCGCUCUACCCUGCACUCGGCCUCAACGGGCUCCCGCAGCUCGGCUACCAGGCCGCCGUGCUCAAGGAGGGCCUGCCGCAGGUCUACCCGCCCUAUCUCAACUACCUGAGGCCGGAUUCAGAAGCCAGCCAGAGCCCACAAUACAGCUUCGAGUCAUUACCUCAGAAGAUUUGUUUAAUCUGUGGGGAUGAAGCAUCAGGCUGUCAUUAUGGUGUCCUUACCUGUGGGAGCUGUAAGGUCUUCUUUAAGAGGGCAAUGGAAGGGCAGCACAACUACUUAUGUGCUGGAAGAAAUGACUGCAUCGUUGAUAAAAUCCGCAGAAAAAACUGCCCAGCAUGUCGCCUUAGAAAGUGCUGUCAGGCUGGCAUGGUCCUUGGAGGUCGAAAAUUUAAAAAGUUCAAUAAAGUCAGAGUUGUGAGAGCACUGGAUGCUGUUGCUCUCCCACAGCCAGUGGGCAUUCCAAAUGAAAGCCAAGCCCUAAGCCAGAGAUUCACUUUUUCACCAGGUCAAGACAUACAGUUGAUUCCACCACUGAUCAACCUGUUAAUGAGCAUUGAACCAGAUGUGAUCUAUGCAGGACAUGACAACACAAAACCUGACACCUCCAGUUCUUUGCUGACAAGUCUUAAUCAACUAGGCGAGAGGCAACUUCUUUCAGUAGUCAAGUGGUCUAAAUCAUUGCCAGGUUUUCGAAACUUACAUAUUGAUGACCAGAUAACUCUCAUUCAGUAUUCUUGGAUGAGCUUAAUGGUGUUUGGUCUAGGAUGGAGAUCCUACAAACACGUCAGUGGGCAGAUGCUGUAUUUUGCACCUGAUCUAAUACUAAAUGAACAGCGGAUGAAAGAAUCAUCAUUCUAUUCAUUAUGCCUUACCAUGUGGCAGAUCCCACAGGAGUUUGUCAAGCUUCAAGUUAGCCAAGAAGAGUUCCUCUGUAUGAAAGUAUUGUUACUUCUUAAUACAAUUCCUUUGGAAGGGCUACGAAGUCAAACCCAGUUUGAGGAGAUGAGGUCAAGCUACAUUAGAGAGCUCAUCAAGGCAAUUGGUUUGAGGCAAAAAGGAGUUGUGUCGAGCUCACAGCGUUUCUAUCAACUUACAAAACUUCUUGAUAACUUGCAUGAUCUUGUCAAACAACUUCAUCUGUACUGCUUGAAUACAUUUAUCCAGUCCCGGGCACUGAGUGUUGAAUUUCCAGAAAUGAUGUCUGAAGUUAUUGCUGCACAAUUACCCAAGAUAUUGGCAGGGAUGGUGAAACCCCUUCUCUUUCAUAAAAAGUGA
Pan troglodytes (chimpanzee) is the source of this 2802-nucleotide messenger RNA. RefSeq names its product progesterone receptor (gene PGR). Lineage: Eukaryota; Metazoa; Chordata; Mammalia; Primates; Hominidae. Gene Ontology annotation, biological process: steroid hormone receptor signaling pathway; regulation of DNA-templated transcription. Gene Ontology annotation, cellular component: nucleus. Gene Ontology annotation, molecular function: zinc ion binding; nuclear steroid receptor activity; steroid binding. The record is from RefSeq and is marked provisional.